Neospora caninum is the source of this 4806-nucleotide messenger RNA. RefSeq lists its product as hypothetical. Gene Ontology annotation, molecular function: alpha-glucosidase activity. The transcript has 15 exons. NCBI's taxonomy places the organism in Eukaryota, Apicomplexa, Conoidasida, Eucoccidiorida, Sarcocystidae. The coding region runs from base 1 to 4806 and encodes 1601 amino acids. The record is from RefSeq and is a predicted model, not a curated record. Gene Ontology annotation, biological process: carbohydrate metabolic process; N-glycan processing.
AUGGAGAAGACGGCUCGCCUCUGGAGACACGCGCUUUCUGUGGGGCCCGCGUCUCCGCUUCAGUUUGCCGCUGUGGCGGCUGCUGGGAAGGCUGAAGAAGGCAGCUUCGACGCUGCCUUUGCUUUCCUCGCGAGGCUCUUGGCUGCCUUGUCCUUUUUCCCAGCGGGGGUUCGCGCAACUUGCCGCGCGCAGGCGCCUCCACCGGGAGUGUCUGGGCGGCGAGGCAGGGCGCUGACGGUUCGACGCGUUCUUCUUUUUGGAGUUGCCUGGUUGUUGGUGUUGGUUUUGCUGUCGCCCACGGCAUUUCUGCCGCCUUCCUUCUUUACGCUCUUUGCGCUUUUCUCUCCGUUUCCAUGUCGCGAAGACGGACUCCACGCAGAGCCCCCAACUGGCGUGUGCCCUGCGAGUCGCGGCGUCGCGACGCGAUUGGACGCGAAGGAAGGCAACAUGCAGUUCGGUCCGAGUGCGCGUCGGGCGUCGAGCGGAGGCGUUUUGUCGGAUCUCGGCAGGGUCUUUGUCCAGACGCGAAACGCGCGGCUGCGCGCGUGCGCUCCACCAACCGCUGCGAGCGGGUGUCUGGCGUGUGCGCGCGCACCAGGCGCGUUGAACGAUCAACGCGAUGCGUCCAGUUCGUGGCCGCGUUUGGCGUUUUCCUUUCUGCCUCGCGCGACCUUCACAGCUGCGAUUGAACGCGACAAGUUCAAGUUGAGUUGUACGCAAGCUUCAUUCUGCCACAGGUUUCUGCACUGGGUAGAUUUGUUCGCGAAGAAACUGCCUCGGGCGUCGAUCUCCGCUCCGCCUCUCUACUCCGUGGACGUGAAGAGCCUGCCGGCUGGGAGUGCGCCCCCGAGCGGCGACUCGGGGGAGGAGGCCGGGAAGGAAGGCCCUCAGGAGGAACCGCGAGAAGACGAGGGCGGAGGCCGAGGCGAGACGGGCCAGGAGGAACGCGGGCGCGGGAGUCUGCCCACGUCGCUAGGCGGGGAGAAGCAUGAGGGCGCGAACGCGCGUGAGAAGGAGAAGGAGCAGGUGAAGAAGGAGAAGGAGGGGAAGAAGAAGGCGAAGAAGGAGAAGAAGCGGAGAGGCGGGGCGCGGGCGCCUGUCACGGUGUUGAAGUUUGACGUGGUUCGUGGAAGCGACGGGCUGCGUCUUGAGGCGCGCCUCGCAGUGUUCAUGGAUGGGAUUGUCCGGCUGAAGAUGCGCGAGAAGUUGAAUGCGCAGCAGCUGCAACGCGAGGUGGAGAAGGCGCAAGGCAAGACUGAGGGAAACGCCAAGGAACCUGAAGAUGUCCACGCGAAUGUCUUCCGUCUCGACGAGAGAUUCCGCAGGUACGAGGGCUACAUUGCAGAUAUCCUCCACCUCGAAGAAGACCCCGCUGAAGGCACAGACCAAGAGGCGAAGGUGACCUACACGUGGAAUGCCACCGUGGUGGAGUUUGACGCCCAGCCGCCAAUGUCGGCAGGAGCGCGCCAUGGCUUUCCAUCAUCUUUCCAGAACGCGCGGCCGCAGAAUCGCACCCGGGACGACGCAGGACGCGCCUGCCACGCGGAGAACGUACCGGCAGAGGCAAGCUCGCCCCGCACGCCUGGGAAGCCCCGGGACGACGGCUCGCGGGAGUCGCGGCCUGCCUGGAAGACGCUAGAGGAGCGCGAGAGCUCGUCGGCGUUCGCGACGAAUCUCGAAGAGGACGGACUGCCGGUGCGCGUGGUUUUGCAGCACUCGCCGUUCGCCUUGCGACUGUACAUCCACCACAAGCUCGUGCAGGAGAUCAACGAGAAGCAGCUGCUGAACUGGGAGGCCUUCUUGCCGGUCAACAGCAAGAAGCGGACAGCGGCGGAAGCCGAGGGACGGCAACAGCUCGAGGAAAGACUGCACAAGGAUCCUGGAGAGAUGGUGCCGAAUGCGCUGGCGAAUUCGACAUCGCAUGUCCCGCCGGAGCAGCAAGAGGCAGAAGUUGCGCGAGUGGCUGAGGCCGCGAGUGCGGCGGGCGUCGACUUGCGCGAGAAACUCAAGGGUCUUCGCGGGAUCGACUGGAACAUCGGCGAGCCUCUCGGCGACGACCUCGACGAGGAACGCGAAGUGAUCAACGACAUCGUGAUGCCCCUUCUCCACGCCGGAGAGAUCCACGACGCCGUCGACCUCUACAGACAGGGCGCGAUGGAGGAAGCGUUCGACCGAUUCCUCGACAGCAAACCUUUCGGCCCAACUGCCAUCGGCGUCGACGUGACCUUCUGGGGAACUAGUCAGGUGUACGGGCUCUUCGAACACGCCGCCCCCUUCCCCCUCAAAAGCUACACCGAACCCUACAGGAUGUACAACUUGGACGUUUUCAACUACGAGCUUGACAGUCCGUUCAGCAUGUACGGCAGCAUCCCGUUUCUGCUUGCCAUUCACACGCCAGCUGCGGCGAGCGACGGUCCACCGUCGCGUCGCGGAUCGGUUUCGCGUUAUUCCGAAGACUCGGAGCGACCAACUCGCCGAGGCAGCUUUGGCGGCGGCCCUGCGACUCUGGAAGAAGAGCGCCGGCUGCGCUCUCCCCUCGUCACCGGGUUCCUUUUCCUCAAUCCGACGGAGACGUGGGUGAAGAUCAAGUACGACCAAGGCGGCGAGGAACUUCCAGAGACGUUUGCGGGGCUCAACGAGGAAGAAGAAGACGAAUUGGACGCCGUGUUGAGACGCCAAAAGCGCGCGCGGCAGAAAAGAUACCAUUCUUUCGCCUCCAGAGAGUCUCUGGACUGGGAGGCGAUCCAGCAGAAAAGAUGGAAAAACAAGUAUGAUCCUUUGCGGACGUGGUGGACUGCAGAGGGAGGCGUUUUCGACGUCCUCAUGUUUCUGGGGCCCACUCCGCAAGAUGUUCACCGACAAUACCACAUGGCCACGGGUUUACCGGCGAUGGCGCCUCUCUUUGCUCUCGGCAAGCACCAGUGUAGAUGGAACUACAACGACCAGGAAGACGUCCUCAGCGUCGAUCGCGGUUUUGACGAGCACAACAUCCCCUACGACGUGAUUUGGAUAGACAUCGAACACACGCUGGAGAAACGGUACUUCACGUGGGAUCCGAAAACCUUUCCUUCGCCUCAAAAGAUGAUUGAAGAGAUCGCAGCAAAAGGCCGAAAAGUCGUCACCAUCGUGGAUCCUCACCUCAAGGCCGUCCCAGACUACUACGUCUACCGAGAAGCGCUCGACAAGAGUUUACUCGUCCGAAAUCCGUCGGGGGGGAUUUUCCACGGUCACUGCUGGUCAGGCGAUUCUGCUUACGCCGACUUCCUGGAUCCGAAGACGCGAGAGUGGUGGGCGGAACUGUUCAGCUACGACCGCUACAAGCAUUCGACUCCGGAUCUCUGGAUCUGGAACGACAUGAACGAACCGUCUGUAUUUAGCGGUCCCGAACUGUCGAUGCCCAAAGACUUGCUCCACAUGAACGGGUUCGUGGAGCAUCGAGAGAUCCAUAACAUGUAUGGCCACUACCAUCAUCGCAGCACGUACGAGGGUCUCCUGCGGCGUGGACAGGGGAAACAGAGACCGUUCCUUCUUACCAGGUCGACAUAUGUGGGCUCGCACCGUUUCGGAUUCGUUUGGACUGGCGACAAUCGAGCAGAGUGGACGCACUUGGCGGCUUCGAUUCCGAUGAUCCUCAGCGCAUCCGUCUGUGGAAUGUCCGCGAUUGGUGCCGACGUGGAUGGGUUCUUCGCCGAUCCGUCUGAAGAGUUGCACAUUCGCUGGCAACAGACAGGAAUUUUUUAUCCUUUCUACCGCGCACAUGCGCACAUGGACACAAAGAGACGCGAGCCGUGGCUCUUCAGCAAGACGUCGGUCGACCUCGUCAGAGAGGCCGUUCUGGUUCGGUACACACUGUUUGCAGAAUACGCGCUGAAGGGUGACCCGGUCGUCCGCCCUCUUUGGUGGCUUUCGCCGCUUUCUUCGCGUUUCCUGCAGGAGCAACAGGCGUUCUUGGUGGGCUCCGACCUCUCCGUACACCCCGUGUUGCGGCCGAUGGAGGAAGACCAAAAAGACGGAUUCGAAAUGGACAUUGUCCUCCCUCGAGAUGACGACAACGUCUGGAUCGACUUCUUCUCGGGCAUGCCGUUCUUCCCCUCUUCCUCGGACGAAGACACGACGGUGAAGUACGGGGUAACCAUGAGAAACAUUCCCGUCUUUGUUCGCGGCGGAACGAUUCUGCUAACCAAAGAGAGACUCAAACGAUCUUCGAUGAACAUGCAUCACUCUCCCUACACGGUUCACAUUUACCCGUCUGCUGCCGACGCUGAGUGGGUUGGAGGGGGCGUAGCCACGGGGCGCGUCUACGUGGACGACUACAACUCUUUCGAUUAUCGUCAGGGAAAGUUCGUUUACGAAGGCUUUGUGUAUUACCCAGAGGCGCGCCAAGAAGGCCCUGUAGAGCCGGGCGCAGACACUUCUGGAAGCGCGAGAAACACGUGGAUUUUACGCUCGCAGUCUCUGCCUCUCCAGGUCGACGAUUCCGGCGAGCCUCUCACCGGCCAGCUCAGCGACUUCCCUCACCGAGAAAUUGAGAGGAUCGUUUUGUGGGCCGUUGCGUCGCCUCCCACGCGCGUCGUUGUGAGUCGCGAAGGCCCUCCGCGCGUCGAGGAGGAGACGAAGCUCACCGAGGAAGAAGUGGAAGGCAGCCAGCAGGAGGAAGAAGUUCUCUUCUCGUCCGAGAAGAUAGAGGCGGCGCACCACGUCUCGCAGACGCAGCGGCUCGGUGGAAAAACCUUCUACAGAGUCGACGUGAAACUGCCGAGAGUCGAAGUGGGGAGGAACGACUGGCAUGUGGAAUUCACCUUCUAG